Oncorhynchus tshawytscha (Chinook salmon) is the source of this 1933-nucleotide messenger RNA. Its product is annotated as zinc finger and SCAN domain-containing protein 31. Gene Ontology annotation, cellular component: nucleus. Bases 384 to 1772 code for a protein of 462 amino acids. Gene Ontology annotation, biological process: central nervous system development; regulation of transcription by RNA polymerase II. The transcript is spliced from 3 exons. Gene Ontology annotation, molecular function: DNA-binding transcription factor activity, RNA polymerase II-specific; RNA polymerase II cis-regulatory region sequence-specific DNA binding. Lineage: Eukaryota; Metazoa; Chordata; Actinopteri; Salmoniformes; Salmonidae. The record is from RefSeq and is a predicted model, not a curated record.
CCCUGACGCGGAAGUACUUUUUAUUUUAUUUCGCUAACCAGACGCUGAUAAUGCUUGCUACCAUUAGACACCUUGUUAGCAGCAAAAUACAUAUCUUCAUAGUAAAACAAAGUGUACUUAGAUUUCCAUCAAAAUGUCGAAAAUUCAGCUUUUGCAGGUUUUUCUAAACGAGCGUUUAACAGCAGCGGCAGUUGAGAUAUUAGGGGCUGUGGAAAAUACCAUAGCAGAGUACCAGGAAGAAAUCUCCCGUGCGAAGGAGGAGAUCGAACGUCUACAAAGGCUGCUGGAUUUGGCUUUCAAUCCCGACAUAAAGUUACAUAUUGCAGCAUGGUUUCUUCAACGUUACUCCCUUCUACUCUUCUCAACGCCUCCAGAUAGGAGACAUGCUGGACAGCCCUUACUCUUGUCACCUCUGUCUCCUUCACUCUAACAGGGCACUUCAGGAAUCAGACUCCCAGCAGCUCACUCUCCCUGUCCCUGAAGACAUUCCUCCUGAGCAGCAGGACUGGAGCCCCAGUCUGGACCAGGAGGACCCAGAGCCCACUCAGAUUAAAGAGGAACAGGAGGAGUUUGUGACCAGUCAGGAGGAAGAGCAGCUUGAAGGGCUGGAGUCUGAUAUUAAAGAGUUCAUAUUCACUCUACCCUGUGUAAAGAGUGAUAAUGAUCCGGACCCUCCUCAGCCCUUAUAUCUUCCCCAAACCCAGACUAUGGAGAACAGAGAGAGGGACUCUCUUCCCACCAAAACAACUGAACAAGACAUCAAAACAGAACCUAAUGGAGAGGGCUGCAGUGCAUCAGAACCAUCAAGUGAAUCUCAACCCCUCUCUACAGUACACUCGGACUGCUCUGCAACUCAGAUUGGCAACAGUGAAAGUGACAAUGGGGUGGACUCUGGAGGAUUAAUGUCAGGGUUACAGCCACUCAAAUCAAAGACAACUUGGACGAAGAAAGAACUAAGCUCUAAGAUCAGGGAAGCCAGUGAGUUGAAAGUUCCAUUGAGGGAGGCUCAUUCAGGGGAGAGACCACACAGGUGUCCUGUCUGCAGGAAAUGCUUUCUGAAAAGUAGCAUUUUAAAAGCACAUCAGAGAAUUCACACUGGGGAGAAACCAUAUUUCUGUAAUGUAUGUGGCAGAAGUUUCAGUCAGAAGGGAACCCUAACGGAACAUAUGAGAAUUCACACUGGGGAGAAACCAUAUCAGUGCAAAGAUUGUGGAAAAUGCUUCAGCCGAAUGAGAAACUUGGCAGGACAUAUGAGGAUACACACUGGAGAGAAACCAUAUAAGUGCAGUGAUUGUGGCAAGUGCUUUAGUCAGAAGAUAUGCCUGAAAGAUCAUAUGAUGACUCACACAGGGGAGAGAUCAUAUAUUUCCCCGCUUUUGCCAUCAAACCCCUGCAACAUAUCCAGAUCGCCGCAGCACGCCUGGUGUUCAACCUUUCCAAGCUCUCCCAUGUUACCCCGCUCCUCCGCACACUCUACUGGCUUUCAGUCGAAGCUCACAUCAUCUUUGAGACCCUGGUGCUUGCCUACGGAGCAGGAAGAGGACCUGCCCCUCCCUAACUUCAGGCUAUGGUCAAACUCUACACCCCAACCCAAGCACUCCGUUCUGCCACCUCUGGUCUCUUGGCCCUCCCACCCCUACAGGAGGGCAGCUCCCGCUCAGCCCAGUCAAAGCUCUUCUCUGUCCUGGCACCCCAAUGGUGGAACAAGCUUCCCCCUAAGUUCAGUACAGCGGAGUCCCUGCCCGAAAACGUCUGACACCCUACUUAAAUAACCCCCCUAAGAGUAUAGGUUUAAUCACCAUGCGCUAUGUCAAGCGUCGGCUGGAGUGGUGUAAAUCUCGCUGCCAUUGGGCCCUGGAGCAGUGGAAACGCCUUCUCUGUAAUGAUGAAUCACACUUCACCAUCUGGCAGUCCAACGGACGAAUCUGGGUUU